AUGGCAUUGAAUUUGACUCAACCGAAAAACAUACUUCCAACUUUGAAACGUAAAAGACCCAAAAAUAUCUCAUAUAUCAAGCAAGUGUACAAUAUUCGAUACCAAAACAAGAAGGUGCUAAAGGGGGAUAUAAGUGAAAUGCAACAACUAUUGAAACUUUUGGAUGAUAACAGUUAUGUUUCUAGGUAUCGAAUGUGCGAGGAUGGAGUAAGCGUUAGAGAUAUAUUUUGGACUCAUCCUCCUUCUGUCAAGUCGUUCAACAUGUUUCCUACUGUGCUCAUCAUUGAUUCAACGCUCAUCAUUGAUUCAACGUACAAGACCAAUAAGUACAAACUUCCACUAUUAGAGAUGGUUGGUGUUACCUCUAUUGAGAAUACCUAUUUUGUUGGAUUUACAUUUCUAGAGAGUGAAAAAAGAGAAUGUCAGUUGGGCCUUAGAGGUUUGUUGGGCAAUGUUGAAGGACCAAGAAGAGAUACUGAAAGUAAUUGUUAUCGACCACGAUACCUCUUUGAGGAAUUCGGUUGCAAAGGUAUUUCCUACUUCUUAUGCAUUACUUUGUAG
Molecule: messenger RNA, 561 nt
Organism: Lathyrus oleraceus (garden pea)
Lineage: Eukaryota; Viridiplantae; Streptophyta; Magnoliopsida; Fabales; Fabaceae
Product: protein FAR1-RELATED SEQUENCE 5-like
Exons: 1
Coding region: 1-561 (186 amino acids)
Source: RefSeq, a predicted model, not a curated record